AUGUCCUCGACCAACAAGAUCCCGGAGGACAGAUCAACUUCACCACCGACUACAGGCGACGCACCGGAUGCCCAGGUCAACCCUCAAGAAGUUGUGCAGCAACCUUCGCCAGAUCCGCAGACCCGUGACGACAUAGACGAACCGCGGAAAGCAGAACAAGGAGAGGGAAUCGAGGCACUAGAACACAUCAUCGGCCUUCGCAACGAUCGCCUUGUGUCCAUGAACAGCAUGAUGGCGGAAUUGAACGAACUGGUCAGCUACAUCUACAAGCACACAUGCUCCAAUGCGAUCCUCCAAGGGCACCAAGAUGUGCGACUCGCUGCCCUCAGAGCCGACUCGGCCAGAUCCACCAUGGACAACAUGGUACAAGGACACACCAGCUCCAUACGCCAGAUCCACCAAAAGAUCACUGAGAUCCAGAGAGAACAAGCGGCACAAACAAGCCGUCUCCGACAGCAUUGA
Molecule: messenger RNA, 462 nt
Organism: Symbiodinium natans
Lineage: Eukaryota; Dinophyceae; Suessiales; Symbiodiniaceae
Source: the annotation of a GenBank genome assembly